Zophobas morio is the source of this 2076-nucleotide messenger RNA. RefSeq names its product heat shock cognate 71 kDa protein-like. The transcript has 8 exons. Gene Ontology annotation, cellular component: cytoplasm; plasma membrane; nucleus. Bases 48 to 2009 code for a protein of 653 amino acids. Gene Ontology annotation, molecular function: ATP binding; ATP-dependent protein folding chaperone. The record is from RefSeq and is a predicted model, not a curated record. Lineage: Eukaryota; Metazoa; Arthropoda; Insecta; Coleoptera; Tenebrionidae.
UUCGUCUGUUUCAUUUUUCUUCUUGUUCGCUUUUUACGAGUUUCGUUAUGAGCGCUGAGGCUGUAGGCAUUGAUCUAGGUACGACAUAUUCUUGUGUCGGUAUCUACCGUCAUGGCAAAGUUGAUAUCUUGACUAAUGAGCAAGGCAAUCGGACAACUCCGUCCUAUGUUGCAUUCACCGAUUGCGAACGUUUAAUUGGAGACGCUGCUAAAAGCCAGAUUGCUAUGAAUCCCGAAAACACCGUUUUUGAUGCUAAGCGUCUCAUUGGUCGUCGUUUUAGCGACACUGUAGUUCAGAGUGAUAUCAAGCACUUUUCUUUUACGGUAAUUAAUAAAAACGACAAACCGAUGAUUCAAGUAACUUUUAAAGGAGAAAAAAAAAUAUUUUCUCCUGAAGAGAUUUCUGCAAUGGUCCUCACGAAAAUGAAGGAAAUCGCCGAGACCGGAAUUGGUCACUCUAUUUCUAAGGCGGUCAUUACUGUUCCUGCUUAUUUUAACGACUCUCAGAGGCAAGCCACCAAAGAUGCUGGGCAGAUUGCCGGGCUGACUGUCCUCCGUAUCAUCAACGAGCCAACAGCGGCUGCUAUUGCAUACGGAUUGGAUAAGCGAGCUGAGAAAGGCGAAAAAAACGUUUUGAUAUUUGAUAUGGGCGGGGGUACUUUUGAUGUUUCUAUUUUAACGAUUGAGGAAGGCAUAUUUGAAGUGAAGUCUACUGCGGGUGACACUCAUCUCGGUGGGGAAGACAUUGAUAAUCGGCUAGUUGAUUAUGCCUGUGAUACGUUUAGAAAGAAACACGGAAAAGACUUGCGCUCUAAUGCAAAGGCCCUCCGUCGCUUGCGUACGGCAUGUGAGCGGGCCAAGCGAAGUCUUUCUUCGAGCACCCAGACGACCAUUGAGAUUGACUCCCUUUAUGAGGGUAUCGAUUUCUCACAAUCCGUUAGUCGAUCAAAGUUUGAAGAAUUGUGCAGCGACAUUUUUAAGAGCACUCUUAAUCCCGUGCGGACUGCUUUAGAAGACGCCAAGCUUGGAAAGGGAGACAUCAAUGAGAUUGUGCUUGUCGGCGGCUCUACGCGUAUCCCGAAGAUUAGAAAUUUAAUUCGAGACUUCUUUAAUGGAAAAGAGCUCUGCGCAACUAUAAAUCCCGACGAGGCCGUUGCUUACGGCGCUGCUGUGCAAGCCGCUAUUCUCACUAAAAAUACUGAUGAAACUACUCAAGAUCUUUUGUUAUUGGAUGUGGCUCCUUUGUCCCUGGGUAUUGAAACUGCGGGUGGUGUAAUGACGCCACUUAUUAAGCGCUCGACUACUAUUCCCACGAAGCAGACUCAAACCUUCACUACUUAUGCGGACAACCAACCGGGCGUACUUAUUCAAGUAUUCGAGGGCGAGCGGGCCAUGACAAAGGACAACCACUUGUUAGGCAAAUUUGAUCUUACCGGCAUCCCACCUGCCCCGCGUGGUGUUCCUCAAAUCGAAGUCACGUUUGACAUUGACGCCGAUGGCAUCCUUAACGUGUCCGCCUCUGAUAAAUCCACUGGAAAAAGCAAUAAGAUCACCAUCACCAAUGACAAGGGCCGUCUGUCGCAGGCGGAAAUAGAUCGCAUGGUCUCUGAGGCUGAGAAAUUCAAGAAAGAAGACGACGAGCGUAGGGAAGUUAUUAAUGCUAAAAACUCGCUCGAAUCGUACGCCUACCAAGUCAAAUCGACCGUUGAUGAUAAGAAUCUGGCGGACAAAUUGUCUUCUGAAGACAAAGAAACGCUUAACAGUAAAGCCUCCAGCGUACUCUCCUGGCUCGACUCGGCCGGCUCGGAGGCCUCUAAGUCAGAAAUCGAACAAAAGCGUAAGGAACUCGAGGAGGUCGCCUCACCAAUACUCACGAAGCUUCAUGGCGCUGCUGGCGGAAUGCCCGGUGGAAUGCCUGGUGGUAUGCCCGGUGGUAUGCCGGACAUGAGUAGCUUCCAGGGCGGCGGCGACAAAGGAGCUGGUGGACCUGUUAUUGAGGAAGUGGAUUAACUUUGGCAAUAACCCAAUUUUUCUGGACUUAUAAAAUUUUCUUAAAAAAUAAAUAGAUUUUCGCGCU